Molecule: messenger RNA, 1780 nt
Organism: Mytilus californianus (California mussel)
Lineage: Eukaryota; Metazoa; Mollusca; Bivalvia; Mytilida; Mytilidae
Product: ankyrin repeat and MYND domain-containing protein 2-like
Exons: 11
Coding region: 141-1382 (413 amino acids)
Molecular function (GO): protein binding
Source: RefSeq, a predicted model, not a curated record
ACACAAAGAAUUUAAAUAAAAUAAUCAGAAAGAUAAUUCAAGUGUAUACAUAUUUCAUGCUAUGCAUUCAUAAAGUUGAAGCAAGACUAUACCUUAUCUCAGGUUAUAUUCAAGUAGAGUAGGAGUAGAGAUUAUCAAUCAUGGCAGCUGAUGAAAAGAAAAUGCCGAGUGAAGCUGAGAAAAAGUUUAUUGAUGCCAUUGUUGGAGGAAAACUUGAGGAAGUCCAGACUUUGUUGAAAGAGCCUACAAUUAAGAUAGACUUUACAGAUGAUACUGGUACCACACCUCUUCAGCAUGCAGCUUUCAGAGGAAAGACUGAUAUAUGUCAGCUGUUGCUGGCCAAUGGUGCUGAUGUAAACUCAAGAUAUCAUGACAAUGGUUAUACAGCACUUAUGUUUGCUGCAUUAUCAGGGAAUGCUGAGACAACAAGGUUGUUAUUAGAGGCUGGUGCUAGGACAGAUUAUACAAAUUCUGUUGGAAGGACAGCCACACAGAUGGCAGCUUUUGUAGGACAACAUGAAUGUGUUUCUGUCAUCAACAACUAUUUUUCUAAAGAUGAUUUGACACCGUACAUCAAGAUACAAGGAGUUGACACAGAGCCAAGAUUACCUCAGGAACUUGCUUCUCCUCUUGCAAAAAUGAUCAACUUUCCUAAUCUUCAUCCUGUCAAACUUGCAUUUUACCUUCAAGAGAACUCAGGACUUUUAGAGAAUUCCACCAAGAAGGUUGUUCGUACAUUGGAGUCAUUAUGUGAAAAGUGUAUGAAAGCCAGAGAGACAAAUCAUGUGAUGGCAAUGAAAACACACUAUUUUUCAUUUGUCGUAGCAGAAGCUGGCAAAGUAUACAAAGAAAAGGGUAGUCUUGAUGAAUGGAUUAAACAGUUAAUUAAAGGAAGACAGUCUGAUGGAUUUUCUGUAACACAAGAGAAUUUGAUUAGAGAAUCAAUAAAGCAAUUUCUUUAUUCUGAUUGCCCAUUGUUUCAUCAGUGUGUUCGAAGUUUAGCACCUGUAAAAAUUGGUGAUGAUCCAACAGCAUUAAAUGUCCUGUCACAAGUAAUUAAUGGACAAAGAUUCUUCAAUGAUGAUAAAACAUGUACAACUUGUGGUGAAAUUAAAGCUGAGAAAAAAUGUUCUGCAUGUAAAAUGGUUAAUUACUGUAAUCAGACAUGUCAAAAACUUCACUGGUCUACACAUAAAAAGUUCUGUAAGAGUUUAGCAGAACAAUAUAUAAGAAUUGAAGAAAUGAAGAAAAAAGAAGAGGAACUUAAACAGAAAGAAGAAGAAUUGAAGAAACAUGCAGAAGACAUUGAAAAGAGGAAAGGAGAAAUUGAAACAUUAGUGGAACAAAAAGAAGAAAUAGAAAAACAGAUAGCUGAGCAGUAAAAUAGACAGAUUUCUUUAUGUUCAAUAGCAAUUGUAGGUUGAUUAUAUAAAGUUACCAUUGUCCUUCUUUAUGUAUGUCAGAAUUGAUUUAAAUUUUAUGACAUGCUCUUCUCAGUAGCUGAUGAGAAUAAAUCAGUUUUAUUUCACAAUUUAAUCAUCUUAUAUCUAGUAGAACCAUGAUCAACAAUAGUUAAUUUUGACUACAGAAACUCAUUGAUAUUUCAUGAGUAUUUCUUAAAGUGAAAUUAUAUUUAAUUAUUAUUGUUUUAAUUUUUUAUAGUUUCUGAAUUAGGAUUUGUUCAUGGCCAUGAGUUCUUGAAUUCUUUAAUUAAGGAAUGACUGUAAUAUUUUUUCUGUCUAUGAAGAAAUAACAUAAAAAAUGUGGUGCACACUGAAUA